Messenger RNA from Penicillium vulpinum, 3783 nucleotides. RefSeq names its product ABC transporter ATP-binding protein. The record is from RefSeq and is a predicted model, not a curated record. Gene Ontology annotation, molecular function: ABC-type transporter activity; ATP binding; ATP hydrolysis activity. Gene Ontology annotation, biological process: transmembrane transport. Gene Ontology annotation, cellular component: membrane. NCBI's taxonomy places the organism in Eukaryota, Fungi, Ascomycota, Eurotiomycetes, Eurotiales, Aspergillaceae. The transcript has 3 exons. The coding region runs from base 1 to 3783 and encodes 1260 amino acids.
AUGACUGAAGAGGAGGAGCACAGCGCAUCAAGGCCAGAAGAAGUCAGAAUCAUUCAUCGCCAGCUGCACAUUCCGACCGUGGAAGCUUCCUUCCUAUCAUUAUUCAAAUAUGCGACCGUGAGCGAUCUGGCAAUUAUUGCAGUUAGCACUUUGUGUGCGUUGGCUGCAGGAGCAAUCAUUCCGCUCCCUCCUAUUAUUUUUGGUCGACUCUCGUACAUUUUUGCAGGCCUCGAUGGCGACUCAUCGGCUCCCAACUCCAGUCAUCUCAUCAGCCACUAUUCCUUAUUUUUUGUGUACAUUGCCAUUGGAGCUUUGGUAGUUUGGUUUGUCUCGAUUGCAGGGUUCAGCUACACAGGAUCCCGCGUGGCAUCCCAAAUCAAAGUACGCUACAUGGAAUCCAUUCUACGCCAAAAUAUUGCCUUUUUUGAUGAUGUCGGCACCGGUCAGAUGUUGGCCGAGCUCGGUGCCGAUCUCAACAUUAUCCAAGAUGCCGUCUCUUACAAACUCUCACUCACGCUAAGUGCCGUCGGCACUUUGAUGGCAACUUAUAUCGUCAGCUUUGCGCUUUACUGGAAGCUCACUUUCAUUCUGACAUGGUCGCUUUUUCUCAGUCUGGCCCUGCUUUACGCUGGCAAUCGAAUUGCGGUCCAUUACUCGGUCCGUUCUAUGGAAGCGCAAGCGACGGGAAGCUCUAUCGCAGAAGAAGCCCUUGGCUCUAUUAGGAGUACUACAGCACUAGGUUUACAGCCGACACUUGUGGACAGCUACGAUCGCUGUCUUGGCAUCUCGCAGACUGCCGGAUUUACUCUCAAGGCCCUCAUGGGUACCAUGGUAGCCAUCACGGUGGGCACAGGGUACUUGAAUGUGGCCUUGGCUUUCUGGCAAGGGUCUAGAUUUCUGGUAGACAAGCAAACUUCUUUUAUGGCUGUUGUUGCCAUCACAUUGAUCACCAAAAGUGCCGCGUUCUGCGUAUUGGGCGUGGGCCAGAAUGCUGAGACGUUUACAAAUGCCGCUGCUGCGGCUCGGAGAGUGUUCCAAAUAAUCCGGCGUGAGUCUCCGAUUGACUCCACCGCGUCUUCUGGGGACACAUUGGAAGAAAUACAUGGUGAUAUCGAGAUUCACAACGUCAAGCAUGUGUAUCCAACGCGACCAAACGUUGUAAUCACAGAAGAAUUGAGCCUCUCCUUUCCAGCCGGAAAGACAACAGCCGUAGUAGGUCCGUCAGGAUCAGGGAAAAGUACCAUCUCCAAGCUUCUUUUGCGUUUCUACGAGCCGCUUCAGGGUCAGAUUACCCUGGAUGGACAUGAUACGAAGAAUCUCAAUGUUCGGUGGCUACGGCAACAAUUGCGACUUGUAAACCAAGAGCCUUCACUGUUUGACACAACCAUUCAAGAGAAUAUAGAGUAUGGCUUUAUUGGGACUCAAUUGGAGCACCUACCAGCCGAGGAAAAGCAAAUUCGCAUCGAACAAGCCGCUAGGAUUGCCUGCGCCCACGACUUUAUAACUGCGUUGCCGCAGGGAUAUCAGACAAUGACAGGCACCAAAGGAUCCAAACUCUCCGGAGGUCAGAAGCAGCGCAUUGCUAUUGCACGGGCGCUUGUCGCACAACCGAAGAUUCUCAUCCUAGACGAGGCUACGUCUGCUCUAGACACUAAGACAGAAGCCUCUGUUCAGGCUGCACUGAAAGAAUCCAGCAAAAGCCGGACCACGGUGGUGGUUGCUCAUCGUCUUUCAACCGUCCGAGAGGCUGAUAAUAUUGUUGUGCUAAAAGCCGGAAAACUGGCAGAGCAGGGAACACACAGUGAACUCAUGCAACAACGGGGUGAAUACUUCCAGCUUGUUGAAGCACAGCAGUCUAGUGAGGAUGAAGAAACAUCCGACGAUAAACCCGAAUUAGUGGGAGUGUACGAUAGCACCACUAGUCUCGCUGCUGUUAAGCAAGAAGCGUUCACGGAAGUCAAGCUACUCGAUAACUCCACGGAUGACUCCAAUGCCGUCCACAAUACCGAGCAUGCCUCGCUUUUUUCCAUGGCCCGGUUCGUGCUCAGUUUGAAUGCACAGGAAUGGAAAUGGAUAGUUAUUGGCCUGAUCAGCUCCGUCAUCGCUGGUCUUGAAGAACCUGCAUCUGCUGUUCUCUUUGGUAAAGCAGUUGUUGCCAUCGCACAACCCCUUGACAAACCAAACAAUAUUCGCUCCGAUGCAGCCUUUUGGGCCUGGAUGUUCUUCUUACUGGCCAUGGUGAUGAUGAUCGUCUUCUCAAUUCAAGGCUCUGUUUUUGCCUUCUGCUCGGAAAGGCUAGUACGCCGGGCACGUAAGCUGGCUCUUGCGCAAAUGCUUCGACAGGAGAUUGCAUUCUUUGACGAGAAGGGUAAUACAGCAGCUGCGCUUUCGAGCUUUCUUUCCACCGAAGCUGCAGAUCUUGCAGGGGUUAGUGGCGGUACUCUGGGGAUGAUACUGAUUGGAAUCUCAACACUCGUGUCAGCAUUGGUUGUGGGUCUGGCAUUUGGCUGGAAGCUAGCCUUGGUAUGCUCCUCGGUUAUUCCUGUGCUAAUUGCCAGCGGCUUUAUUGGUAUUUGGGCUUCAAGCGAGUUUGAGAGGCUCAAUGAAAAAUACACUCGGGCCUCAGCCGAGUAUGCGGGUGAAGCUAUGGGCGCCAUUCAGACGGUCGCAUUGCUCACCCGCGAGACUCAGGUACUAGAGUCAUAUGAGAGUAAAGUCAAGGCUUCUUCCCGAGAGGGAACGAAAGCCAUUGUAAAAGCCUCACUCGUUCUAGCCUUGGGGCGAGCCACAGUGAAUGCGUGCAUGGCACUAGGUUUCUGGUAUGGAGGGUCAUUGAUUCUCAGCGGAGAAUAUACUCUACUCCAAUUCGUGGUAGUAUACUCGUCCAUCAUCACGAGUGCCUAUUCUGCGGGCAUGGUCUUUUCGUUCACGCCAAAUAUCAGCAAGGCUAGGAGGUCGGCUGCCGGUCUCCAGGCAUUGCUCCAGCGAAAAUCAGCCAUCAACCCUGAUAACAGUGACGGGCAAAAACUCGAAACUCCACCAAAAGGCCAAAUUGAUUUUCGCAAUGUCAGUUUUACAUAUCCGACAAGACCAGGCCAUUUGGUCCUGCAAGAUAUUUCGUUAUCUAUCUCGCCGGGCUCGCGGGUGGCACUGGUCGGCCACACUGGCUGUGGAAAAAGUACUAUAAUCUCGCUGGUUGAAAGGUUCUAUGAUCCAAGCAGGGGUGGCAUUUUCCUCGAUGGACAACCCAUAUCUUCGUUUUGCCUUGCAGACUACCGGCGAUGUAUCGGCUUGGUGAACCAAGAGCCAACGAUGCUUCGCGGCUCCAUCAAGAUGAAUUUAACAGCAGGACAAGGCAAUGGCAUCACGGAUGUCGAUAUUGAGAAUGCGUGCAAGCAAGCCAACAUCUACGAUUUUAUCUGCUCUUUACCGGACGGUUUCAAUACUGUAGUCGGAAACAGGGGCGACCAGCUUAGUGGUGGCCAACGGCAGCGCCUUGCUCUUGCGCGCGCUCUCGUCCGAAACCCAACCAUCUUGCUUCUAGACGAGGCUACCUCCGCGGUUGACGCACAAUCCGAGGCUCUCAUUCAAGAAGCGCUCGACCGCGCAGCUCGAGGUCGCACUACCAUCACCAUUGCACAUCGGUUAAGUACGGUGCGGAGUGCGGAUGUUAUCUAUGUCUUAGACCAAGGGAAUAUUGUAGAAUAUGGGACUCAUGGGCAGUUGAUAGAGAGAAGGGGAAAGUAUUUCGAAAUGUUUAAUGCAUCUGCGGACAGUCCGUGA